Messenger RNA from [Torrubiella] hemipterigena, 1776 nucleotides. NCBI's taxonomy places the organism in Eukaryota, Fungi, Ascomycota, Sordariomycetes, Hypocreales, Clavicipitaceae. The record is from the annotation of a GenBank genome assembly.
AUGCCCUCGACAUUACCUUCAUAUCCGUUCGGCGCACGCAUAGGCGUCAUGAUCCUCCGACUAUUAUCGAUACUAAUUAUAUCCUCAAUAUGUGUCAAAGCUCAAGAGUCACCGUUGGCCGCCGCGCCUCAGUCCUUCUGGCAAGGUACUGACGCGCUCAACCAGGCAUUCCGGGCUGGGUUUUCGCUAUUACAAGAUAAUAUAUUGUCAAAGCGCGCGGAAGGAAUACCACUUGAAAAUAACCAACCAAAAGCGCUCAAUUUAGUUAUUGGCCAACCACAAUGCUAUGUUGCUCAGAAGGGAACCUUUGGUUUCGACAAGGAUUCGAGGAAGCCGCUCUAUAUCUCGGCAAACGCCUGCGGAAUCCCUCAUUAUGUUGGAAAAGAAAAGGAAGCGCCGUUGCCACCAAAUCUAAUUCUAUCGGUUUCCAACUCGAGUGCUGUAGGAUGCCCACUUCCGUCGGCACAACAAGCAAACGUCACACGGGUACCCUUUGAGGGAGGAGCCGCAAUGUUGCAACUCAACGUGACGGAUGAUGUUUAUAUCACAAUCUCUGCGGAUGAUCCUGGCACAGACUUUCAAGGAGUAUAUGCCUACCGAGUUGCAGCAUCAACAGACAUGUUUUACUAUUCAUAUGAAAAACCACGACCUGACGAAUUAAAGGAAUUGCUUUGGCUUGAUAGCGAUUCUAGCUCGUCACUUCUUGUUAGCCGCAACUUGACAACCGACGCCGAUCACUCUGCUGCUAUUUUGAAGGAACAACCUCCGUACGCUGUUUACGUCAACCCCGGCAACGACUCGCAUAUCUGGGGCAUGCGAUACUCUUCCUGUGGUCUGGAUCUAAACGCGAAGAUCCCCGUGACACUAGAACGCAGCAAAGAGGCCAACAGCACAGUGCAUACUGACCUGACAACGAGAGGACCAGGAGGCUUUCCGAAACAAGAGUUUUAUGUCAACGGGUUGAAUGCAAGUGCCAACUACACUGGCUUCAUGGUGAAGCUUCUCCCCAAUUCAGGCAAGCGAGACGGCCAACCUGGCGGUGGUGGCACCGUCUUUAACCCAACGUCUUUUAGUACCACCUCUAGUGCCAAUUGUAAGAUGGCUGUUGGACUUGAGUUCUGUGACCAGACCCAGUACGCCGUCCCAGGCAAUGCCUUUAAAUUCCCAAACACAACUGCCCUCAUCAAAGAGUACGACAACUAUGCCAAAGAAAUGUACAGCAACUUUGAAAAAGUCAUGAUGCAAAUCCAGUGCGAGACAACUAGCACGGAAAAGUACUCAUUGGCACGAAACUGCGACGACUGUCGCGCAGCUUACAAGAAGUGGCUCUGCACUGUAAGCAUGCCGCGCUGCGAAGAUUUUACCAGCACGAAUCCAAGGGCGAUCAUACGUAAUGCAGGACAGCCGUUUCCCGACAGAACCGUGGACCCUGCGAUUGUGAAGCUUGGGCAGGAUAACCCAGCAUUCAACGCGUCACGCAAUAGCUUCAUUGACAAGGUCAUCCAGCCAGGGCCGUACAAGGAAAUCCUGCCAUGUGCAGAGAUUUGCUACGAAGUCGUGCAGAGCUGCCCGGCCAAGAUUGGGUUUGUAUGCCCACAUCCGCAUAUGAUUGCCUUUGAUUCCAGCUAUGGCAAGCGGGAUCCUGCUAUUCCGUUGGCAUGCAACUAUCCCGGCGAGCCAAGGACGCCUAUCAGCGGCGGCAUGGUGUUGCGCUCAUGGAGUGCAUUGCUGAUUAGUGCAUAUGUUAUAAUUGUCGGAUAUUACAUGGUAUAUUAG